Synchiropus splendidus (mandarinfish) is the source of this 5711-nucleotide messenger RNA. It is a transcript of the gene grm4, whose product is annotated as glutamate receptor, metabotropic 4. Gene Ontology annotation, molecular function: adenylate cyclase inhibiting G protein-coupled glutamate receptor activity. Gene Ontology annotation, cellular component: membrane. Gene Ontology annotation, biological process: G protein-coupled glutamate receptor signaling pathway; regulation of synaptic transmission, glutamatergic. The record is from RefSeq and is a predicted model, not a curated record. The transcript is spliced from 12 exons. The coding region runs from base 828 to 3563 and encodes 911 amino acids. Lineage: Eukaryota; Metazoa; Chordata; Actinopteri; Syngnathiformes; Callionymidae.
CUACGGAGAAUCUAGUCUACUAAAACAAAGCUGCACAAUAAAACCGACGGCAGCACCCAGAAUUGAGACCCACACCUCUGGCUGAUCCCCACGCCACACCUGGUGUCUAGUUGCAAACCUUCCGAUGGAUGCUUAUUUCCUCCUCCGGUGUUCACUUCGAGGCAGCAGCGAGCGCCGGCGGGGCUCCUCUCAAUAGUGGGAGGGAAGAGUGGAGUGGGCGCAGACAGAAGAAGAGGCAGGAGCAGAAGAAAGUGGGGGAGUCUCAUCAGGACCACUCGCGUCUGGACGGCGAGCCACGAUCGCGGAGAUGCGUUGCUGUGGGAGUACCUGCACCUCUGCGUGAACACCACCAGCGACCGUUCGCUCACUUCCCACGCGGGAAUUCUUCCCAAUUCUCCCCGGUUUUGGCGCACGGAGCGAGCGGACUAAGACGCGGGAGGAAGCCAAGUUCUUCUCUUCUGCCGCAGCCUGACUUUUCGGCGGACGCCUCCACGGAUCUUUCUGUCCAUCCAAUGGAAAGCUUAAGACAUCCCACCUGUUGGAAGCACUAAGACGGAACACAAGUGGGGAAAGGCAGAAACAGAAGCCUGACUUCCUGAGCUGUUUUGGCGUCAUCCUCAUGAGGAUGCCGUUUGUAGCAUCAGCCUUACCUCGGCAGCGGAGCUCCUAUAUGUAGCCUUCACUCUUUGCAGAAGGAUUGAGACACAGACUGCAAAGAAGAAAGGCGCGGGGAUAAAAAGCAAGCCUGCAUAAGCAGUAUUUGCAUGCAUGCGGUGUGUGCCUAUAUGUGUGCACGCCACUUUCAAAGGACUUGAGCUUGUAUUUGAAUGCAGAUUCAGACCUUCAUCAUGACUCUGUGCGGAGGCUCUGGGCGUAGCUGCUGGGUGUUGCUGCUUGCUUGUUAUUUUUUGAUAGGCUCGGCAGCGAAACCCAAAAUGCCGGGACACACACACCUUAACUCGAUACGCAUCGAUGGAGACAUAUCCCUCGGUGGGCUGUUCCCAGUGCAUGCCAGAGGGAACGAUGGGAAGGCCUGUGGGGAGCUGAAGAAAGAGAAAGGCAUCCACCGGCUGGAGGCCAUGUUGUUUGCCUUGGAUCGCAUCAAUAAUGACAACGAGCUGCUGCCUAAUAUCACUCUGGGGGCCCGCAUCCUGGACACUUGCUCCCGUGACACCCACGCUCUGGAGCAGUCGCUGACAUUUGUUCAGGCUUUGAUCGAGAAGGACUCAACUGAUGUCAAGUGUCUCAGCGGAGGGCCGCCAAUCAUCACCAAGCCAGAGAGAGUGGUGGGCGUGAUCGGGGCAUCCGCCAGCUCUGUGUCCAUCAUGGUGGCCAACAUACUGCGCCUCUUCAAGAUCCCUCAGGUGAGCUACGCCUCCACAGCUCCAGAGCUCAGCGACAACACCCGCUACGACUUCUUCUCUCGAGUGGUGCCUCCUGACACGUACCAGGCCCAGGCCAUGGUGGACAUCGUCAAGGCCAUGCGCUGGAACUACGUCUCCACUGUGGCUUCGGAGGGGAACUACGGCGAAAGUGGCGUCGACGCUUUCAUUCAGAAGUCUCGGGAGGACGGCGGCCUGUGCAUCUCACAGUCGGUGAAGAUACCUCGUGAGCCGAGAGUUGGAGAGUUUGACAAGAUCAUCCGGAGGCUCAGCGAGAACCCAAACGCCCGAGUCGUCAUUAUAUUUGCCAACGAGGACGACAUCAGGCGGCUCCUCCAAGCAGCGAAGAAGGCCAAUCAAACAGGUCAUUUUAUCUGGGUCGGCUCGGACAGCUGGGGUUCCAAAAUCUCCCCGAUACUGAAUCAGGAAGAAAUGGCUGAAGGUGCCGUCACCAUCCUUCCAAAACGGCAGUCGAUCAAAGGGUUCGAUCGCUACUUCAUCAGCCGAACACUUGAAAACAACAGGAGAAAUAUAUGGUUUGCUGAGUUUUGGGAGAAUAAUUUCCAGUGCAAGCUCAGCCGACACGCUUCAAAGAAAGGAUCCGGCAUCAAAAAGUGUACAAAUCACGAGCGGAUCGGUAAAGAUUCGUCCUAUGAACAGGAGGGAAAAGUCCAGUUUGUGAUCGACGCAGUUUAUGCCAUGGCUCAUGCUCUGCACAGCAUGCACAAAGAUCUCUGCCCUGGAAAAGUUGGCCUCUGCUCAAAGAUGGAUUCCAUCAAUGGCACACUUCUUCUCAAGUAUAUACGAAUGGUUAACUUCUCAGGGAUAGCCGGCACACCGGUGGUCUUCAACGUGAACGGAGACGCUCCGGGGCGAUAUGAGAUCUACCAGUACCAGAUCACAAACGAGACCACAGAGUACAAGAUCAUUGGCCACUGGACAGACCAGCUUCACUUAGAUAUAGAAGAGAUGCAGUGGCCUGGAGGAACACAAGAAAUCCCUUCUUCCAUUUGCAGCCAGCCUUGCCGUCCUGGCCAGCGCAAGAAGACAGUCAAGGGAAUUCCAUGCUGUUGGCACUGUGAGAACUGCGACGGUUACCAGUACCAAGCAGACACUUACACCUGCAAAAUGUGUCGCUUUGAUUUGCGGCCCAACGAGAACCACACUGGCUGUGAUCCCAUUCCCAUUGUCAAGCUGGAGUGGAGCUCCCCCUGGGCAGUUAUCCCCGUCCUCAUCGCAGUCCUGGGAAUCAUGGCCACUCUGUUUGUGGUCGCCACCUUCGUGCGCUACAACGACACUCCGAUUGUCAAAGCAUCCGGUCGAGAACUGAGUUACGUGCUGCUGACUGGGAUAUUUCUCUGCUACGCGACAACAUUCCUCAUGAUUUCCACCCCUGAUGUCUUCAUAUGCUCGCUGAGAAGGAUUUUCCUCGGCCUGGGCAUGAGCAUCAGCUACGCGGCGCUGCUCACCAAGACCAACCGAAUAUACAGAAUUUUUGAGCAGGGCAAGAUGUCAGUUAGCGCCCCGAGAUUCAUCUCCCCUGCUUCUCAGCUAGUCAUCACCUUUAGCUUAAUAUCGGUGCAGCUGCUUGGCGUCUGCGUCUGGUUCGGAGUCGAUCCCUCACAAGCAAUCAUCGACUAUGAAGACCAGCGUACAGCCAAUCCCAAAAUGGCGCGCGGUGUGUUGAAAUGUGAUAUUUCAGAUCUCUCACUCAUCUGCCUGCUUGGCUAUAGCAUGUUGCUAAUGGUCACAUGCACAGUCUAUGCAAUCAAGACCAGAGGAGUUCCAGAAACAUUCAAUGAGGCCAAACCCAUUGGCUUUACCAUGUACACCACUUGUAUCGUGUGGCUGGCCUUCAUCCCCAUCUUCUUUGGGACUUCGCAAUCUGCAGAAAAGAUGUACAUCCAGACCACAACCUUGACCAUCUCAGUAAGCCUCAGUGCUUCUGUCUCUCUGGGAAUGCUCUACAUGCCCAAGGUCUAUGUCGUUCUCUUCCAUCCGGAGCAAAAUGUCCCUAAACGCAAGCGAAGCCUAAAGGCUGUGGUCACUGCAGCAACCAUGUCUAACAAGUUUAACCCAAAGGGAGGCCUGCGGCCCAACGGAGAGGCCAAGUCGGAACUCUGUGAGAGCCUGGAAACCCAAGACUUUGUUGAGGGAGGGGAGCCAUGUCAGGGACUUUAGGCUCUCAGCUUUGGCCUCCAAGCAGACGUACAUAAGCUACAGCAACCAUGCCAUCUGACACCAGAACAAGGACGCUGACCAAAAGACUGUCUGAAGGAAGCAACUGAGAAGUGGCUGCAGGCCUGGGUGGAAAGACAAUAUUUUGUUGUUCCAUAAAGAGACACAAAUGAUAUUUUUCUAGAGAAACAGUGUGCGACUACAAAGGGACAAUGCAAGAGAGAGUGGCUGGAGAAGUCAGGAGUGUGGACACUUCAUCCUCCUCUUCCCCCGGCCGCCCCCAGAGUAAAGCGGUCCAUUUGAACAAGAAAAAAAUGUAAAGGUGUAUAGCACAUCAAUUGAGGGUAAAUAUAGUUUCCUCAUCCAGCUGAAACAACAGAGGAAUCAUUACUUUGCUCAAGUUAAAAACAAAAAAACAUUAUGUUAUGGAAUUACAGACGUGAAUGCUGCAGUACUAUUAAAACUGUAGAUGCCUUACUACAGUCCAGUCAGAGUUCUACAAGAGUGAAAGCACCCAAUUGCAGAACACGGGUCAUUCCAGACUUUUUUUAUUAUGAUUAUUCAUUGUAUUGAUGACGAUGCCACGCUUUUGGCAAACUAGUGUACAGUCCUAGCAUGCUUGUGGGAGCAUCACGUGUACUGUGCUGUGUUGUCAACGUCAAUGGAAUGCAACAUUUGCGUCAAUCACAGUGGAGAUGUCUGUCAACCCCUUGCUGCGAGAGGAGAAAAAAACAGCAAAAUGAACCCAAAUGAUGACCAAAUACCACAGUUUACACACAACGCAAGAAGACAAGAAGAUGCUUGUUCCUCCUUUGACUGAACAGGAGUACGCAUCGUAAAAUGUUUUUGUCAUUCCUUUCACCGUACAAGUCACUUUUGCGUUACAUGGGCAGCGUUUUUCUUGAAGCACUGACGUCUGAGACCGAUGGCCAAUUUUCAGAAAUGGGUAACAGAGACAGCACAGUCAUUAAAAAAAAUGUACUUUCAUCUUGCUGCAAAAUGUUGUUAAAUAUAUAAGUUACAUUCCCAUUGGUACAUCGCCAUAUAAACCCUUUAGAAGAAGGCUAAAAACCAAGGCAGCGCAUAACUAAAAGUACACUAUUACGUGUAUUGGAGUGAAUCCUAUACUGCCAGAUUAGUGUGUAAUCACGAGCAAAUGCUGCUGUUGGUCAGUGCCCAGAGUGCUAGUGUUUACAUGGGGUCUUUUAUGUUAAACCAGAGACUUACCUUUAGUACAUUUCAGUAACAUUUCCUUCAUGGUCUUUCAUCUUGAAUGCUGCGGCGUGCACUACUGAUGUUACAGUAUUGUUUAUAAGAUUCUACUACGGAGCAGCAACUUCUGGAUGUUGUGACUCAGCUUUUAAACCUUCGAGACUCACUUUAUUUCAAGCAUUUCAUCGUGUUUAUUAAAAGCCAUUUGCAUCUCAGGUUGAUCCAGUUGUUCUUAGUACUUUUUCCCUGCACAGUUGGUUCAUUUAUCUCCAGCGUGAUCUCAAUCAUUCGUGUCCAGAUUAUGGGGAUGUGCUGUCAGAUAAAUAAAGGCCAUUGCCUUCAUCUUGUGCCUAAAACACAUUAAAUUAAGAGUUACCAGAUAAGUGUUUGCUUGGAAACUACUCUGAACACGAUCCUGGUCUAGGUAUUAAAUGGCGAAUCAAAUAUUUCCCGUCAGAAUUUGUCUCAUUCAGUGUUAUUCUCGAAGUGAAACUGUGAAUGUUGCAUGUGGAAAAUUCCUGAAAGGUUCAACAGAAUGGUUGACUGCCCACAAAAGAAACCGCUGGAGUGAAUUAUGAACUUUAUUUUUUACUUUUCAUUUGAUCUGGGCUUCAAACAAUAUCCACAAAAGGUGUUGUUGCAGAUAAUUCUUAUUACAAGCGUAUUCUACGUGAGAAUGUUUGUGUUUGUGAAUAUCUUUGUUUCUUGCCACCCUGUUUAUUUUUCUAAAACACUGUCUGUGUUUCAAAGUAGAGAUGUGAGUGCUGACUGAAAUUAAAUGGCAACUUUAUGUAUGUUAUAAAUGGAUUGAUCAUGUCUGCUUUAUGUACUGAAUAAUUUAAAAAGAAAACUAAACACAAAAAUUAUUACAGUGCCUGGAUAUUUAUGAAUUAUCUAUAGAGAAAAAAAUGUGUAGAGCAUGUUUGUUUUUAUACAAGA